Molecule: messenger RNA, 1134 nt
Organism: Aspergillus calidoustus
Lineage: Eukaryota; Fungi; Ascomycota; Eurotiomycetes; Eurotiales; Aspergillaceae
Source: the annotation of a GenBank genome assembly
AUGGCCAUUGCAACCCUUGCCCCUUUAUUCUUCCUGCUCCCAGCAGUGCUUGGAAGCAAGCCUCGCUGCUUCGAAUUUGAGCACCCAAUCCAUGUCUCUCUGACUGUCCCGAAAUUCAGCGUUCCUGAUUUCUCCAGCAGCAUUGAGUCAACCGCUUUCUUGACUGCGUCUAUCUCUCGUAAUGCCAAUCUCAGCUCGCUUGUGGUCGGAGAGACGAAGAUUGACCGGAGCUUCAACAUCCACUUCCAGUACUGCGAGCCCGAUGACUGUAAGCGCAGCCCUGAGGUGCUGCAGGUACUCUCCCAUGGAGUCGGCUUUGAUCAUUCAUACUGGGACUUUGGCGGCAAGGAGUACAACUAUAUAACCUCCGCAACAGCCCACGGCUACGCAACCCUCUCCUAUGACCGCCUGGGCGUCGGCCGCUCUGCGCUCGCAGACGCAGACCCCUACUCGGAGAUCCAAGUGCCCACCCAAGUGGCUAUCCUCGCCGAAAUAUCUUCCUUACUACGAGCUGGCAACUUAUCCCGCAAAAUCGGCACCCUACCCAAGAAGCUCGUUCACGUCGGCCACAGCUUCGGGUCCCUCAUCACCAACGGCCUCGUCGCGGCCAGCCCCGCUCUCGCCGACGGCAUUGUUCUCACGGGGUUUAGCCAUAAUAUCUCGUGGACGCCGUUGUUCGAGCUGUGCCUGGGGUUUGAGCUCGCGCGGAGCAAUAACCCGGCCAGGUUCCACGGCUACGACUCUGGGUAUCUGACCUGGGGCAAUCAGUACGAUAACCAGUGCGCGUUUUACACGUACCCCUUCUUCGACUCGCGGGUCCUGGGCGAGGCGGAACGCCGCAAGGCACCGUUUGCCAUUUCCGAGCUGCUCUCCUUUGCUAGUAUACCUCUUACAGCGCCAAACUUUACCAGGCCUGUCCUUUUAAUCUCAGGCCAAUCCGACCUCCCAUUUUGCGGCGGCGACUGCACGGGCGUGUUUGACGGCCCCGCGUCUGUAUCGCGAUUUGUCUUUCCAGCGGCCUCGCCAUUCGCCUCGUAUAUUCAUCCGAAUACGGGACAUGCGUUGAAUUUGCAUCACAAUGCUUCUGCCGCGUACGAGGUAAUUCACAAGUUCGUCAAGGAGCAUGUCAACUAA